This is a messenger RNA of Columba livia (rock pigeon), 701 nucleotides long. RefSeq names its product vitelline membrane outer layer protein 1. The transcript is spliced from 3 exons. Lineage: Eukaryota; Metazoa; Chordata; Aves; Columbiformes; Columbidae. The coding region runs from base 61 to 630 and encodes 189 amino acids. The record is from RefSeq and is a predicted model, not a curated record.
CUCAUAAAUUCCCCUGUGCCAUCACCUACAUGCAGAGAGGUGCCAAGCCGGUCCCCGACGAUGCAGCUGCUCAUCCUGUCCAUCCUCUGCCUGCUGGGCUUCUACUGCCCCUUGGGUAUGGCAUCACGGGAGUAUGAGUCCAUCCUCACCGUGCCCAAUGGAGGCCCCUGGGGCUCUUGGGGGAACCCACAGUUUUGCCCCAGUGGCUACGCUAAGGGAUUUGAAGUGAAGGUGCAGCCCUACCAGGGAUUAUGGCUAUUUAGAGAUGACACAGCUCUGAACGGCAUCCGCCUGCUCUGCACCGAUGGCACAGUCAUAGAGUCCUCUGUCGGGCCGUGGGGAAAUUGGACCAACGCCCAGGUCUGCCGCAGCAACAAGCUGGUUUCCUUCUCACUGCAUGUGGAAGGGAGGCAGUACCUGGGUGAUGACACGGCUGCCAACGAUGUGAGGUUCACCUGCUCAGAUGGGACACAGCUGGAAGGCCACGGACUUUCAUGGGGUCACUUUGGCCCAUGGAGCAGUAGGUGCAGCUCCGGGGCCAUCUGUGGGCUCCAGACAAAGGUGGAAGCAUGCCAGGGAAUUCUGGAUGACACAGCUCUCAAUGACAUAAGAAUCUUCUGCUGUGAAUAAGUCAAAUCCCCCACCCCAUGACAGUAUGUACCAAGUGAUCUGCCAUUAAACCUUGAAUCUGUCCUGCACAA